CUAACAGAAGAGCUGAUGAUUAGUGGAGACUCUUGCGAAGCUGGACUCUGAAACCUGAAACCGAGGGAGGGGAGAGAAAAAGAGAAAGAAAAAAAGAACAAAAACAGAGACAAGAGAUAGGAACUUUCACUUUUGAGUGUAGCAGAUUUAAAGAGAGAGGGAAAAGGUGCCGAAAGUGUGAAGAAUGCAAGAGGUUUGGGACAGAGAGAAACUGAGGGGAGUAUGCAGGGCGAGAGAGAGAGAGAGAGAGGGGAAAAUGUGAGUCAGGAGGGAGGGCAGUAAAGAGGAGAGGUGAUGUCAAAGCAGCUGAGCUCAGAGAGUAAACAGAGCUUCAGCCUGCAGCAUGUGUUUGUCUGAACCGCUGCAGAGCCGCAGCCAGCGGAACCGUCACAAUAUCCUCUCUCUGCCCGGCUUCACCCUACUCAUCAUCUUCCUCCUGUUGGGCCAGGGGACGGCCUGGCCAUAUGAUUACAGGUUCCUGUACAACUUCUGCCCAGGGCCCGAGUGGAGUGUGAUGUGCAGGGGAUGCUGUGAAUAUGAUGUCAUCCACUGUAAAUGUCCUCUUCAGGGGUAUCCGGUAGGUUACGCAGUGCCAUGCUGUCGUAAUGCUGUAAAUGAAUGCGAUCCCUGCAUCAUACAUCCCGGCUGCAGCAUAUUUGAGAACUGCAAGCGCUGUAACAAUGGCACAUGGGGCCCAAGGGACGAUUUCUUUGUAAAAGGGCAGUAUUGUGCAGAGUGUCGCCCAGGAUGGUCCGGUGGGGAUUGUUUAAGUAAGUUCCUUACAAUCGGCAGUGUUCAUGCAUUCAGAGUAGUAUAACAUCCCAGGUGAAAAAAAAGUACACUUCUAUAAUGUACUUAAAGUGCUCUAUUUUUGGUGCUCUAAUUUUGCACUUAAUAUACUAAAAAUGCAUCUUUAGUACCUCUUAAUAUAAU
Messenger RNA from Megalobrama amblycephala (Wuchang bream), 933 nucleotides. Its product is annotated as inactive serine protease PAMR1-like. Bases 344 to 817 code for a protein of 157 amino acids. The record is from RefSeq and is a predicted model, not a curated record. Lineage: Eukaryota; Metazoa; Chordata; Actinopteri; Cypriniformes; Xenocyprididae. The transcript has 3 exons.